Marchantia polymorpha subsp. ruderalis is the source of this 2159-nucleotide messenger RNA. The record is from the annotation of a GenBank genome assembly. NCBI's taxonomy places the organism in Eukaryota, Viridiplantae, Streptophyta, Marchantiopsida, Marchantiales, Marchantiaceae.
AUGGCGCCACGAGGGAGCAAAUGACGUGCUUCGGAUGGGAAUUUGCAAAUUGAUCAUGCAUGGCACGCAGAACUCGACACUCCAGAGCAGACAGAGCCAACGCCUAUGCUACCACUUUGCGCACGUGGCAGCUCCUUGUCUCGUCCGACCCUCGGCGGAGCGUCCAACGUCCAUUAGGAAAUUAAUCGCUUGAUUAGUUCGUGCUAAGCUGACUCUGCAUCGUUCAUGUCGUCCGCGCCCUCUGAUCGGUCCGUCGGUCGAUCCGCUCUGUCGUGCUCAUCCUCUUCCUCCCUCCCUCUCCCACUCUCACUCUUCCUCCUCUGUCGUCGUGCCUUCCGGCGCAGGAAUUAAAAAAAGGGGUGGAAUCUGCGCGCCCGCUUGCUCGCCUGCUCGCCUGCCUCCUCGCUACCAUCUUCCGGGGCAUCGACUCGGGAAUUCACAAUGGCUACAAUGACGAUGAUGGCUGCGACGGUAGGCAAAGUAUCAUCCCGUUCGUCUUUUCAGAGUCCCAGCCCUGUUCUUCCCCGUUCCUUUUUGCAUGUGAGACUUUCUCACAGUCUUGAAGGGAUCAAAGUCCCACGGUUGAGGCAAAGUAUCAGGACUGCACGAAGAUGUGAGGUUACGCGAAUGAGCGUGAGUCUCAGCACUGACGCUGCUACCAGUGAUUCUGUCUUUGCCGAAUACAAACCCUCCACCGCAUUUCUGUUCCCUGGGCAGGGUGCUCAAGCGGUGGGCAUGGGCAAAGAUGCAGCAAGCAUUCCGGCUGCUGCUGCUCUUUUUGCGAAAGCCAAUGAGAUAUUAGGGUAUGAUCUGUUGGAUGUAUGCGUAAAUGGGCCAAAGGAGAAAUUGGAUUCGACAGUCAUCAGCCAGCCUGCCAUAUACGUUGCAAGUCUCGCUGCCGUGGAAGCUUUAAGGGCUCAGGAAGGUGGACAAGCCAUCAUAGACUCUGUUGACGUCACUUGUGGCUUGAGCCUGGGAGAAUACACAGCUCUAGCUUUUGCUGGAGCAUUCAGUUUUGAGGAUGGACUGAAGCUUGUAAAGCUUCGCGGAGAAGCUAUGCAGGCAGCAGCCGAUGCUGCACCAAGUGCGAUGUGCAGCGUGAUUGGGCUGGAUUCUGACAAAGUCGCUGCGCUUUGUGAGGCUGCCAAUGAAGAAGUCAGUGAAGAGGAAAAAGUGCAGAUUGCCAACUUCCUGUGUCCUGGCAAUUAUGCUGUGUCUGGAGGUGUGAAGGGAAUCGAAGCAGUCGAGGCCAAGGCCAAAUCUUUCAAAGCCCGUAUGACCGUACGACUCGCCGUGGCUGGUGCUUUUCACACUCGUUUCAUGAGCCCAGCUGUUUCCAAGCUGGAGUCUGCUCUUGCUGAAACCGAAAUCAAAACACCCAGGAUUCCUGUCAUAUCUAACGUGGACGGUGAGCCACAUUCAGAUGCAGCUGUCAUCAAGCAGAUCCUUGCAAAGCAGGUAACUUCCCCAGUCUUGUGGGAGAACUCGCUCAAAACCCUUUUGGAUAGGGGACUACAGAAUAGCUACGAGCUUGGCCCCGGCAAGGUUAUUGCGGGGAUUAUGAAGAGAAUCAACAAGACGGCACCCAUUGAGAAUAUUAGCGUCUAGACCGAUCACCAUUGAUACCACCAUUCUUUUGACAUGUCCUAAUGUCUAAUCGAGAUUGUUCCUUACGAAGGCGUUGUCAGGUUUAAGUUUCAGAUGUUGUCGAGUUUGAAGGUUUAGUAGUUGCGGUUGUGAAGCGGCAUUCCUUAUCUCAGGAGUAUUUGGCAACUGCUUACAUGAAGGUCGAGGCGAUAAUGGAAAUGGAAGCAUCAGAUAGGGCAUCGCAGUAAGCAGUUGCACAGGAAAAUGGUUUUGUCAGGUCUCUGUCACAGUUGUACCUUAGUUAGUUGCGGAAACUAGGACCACAUACCUGCUUUGCAUGUACUCUAAAUCUUUAGGCGUCAGAGCUGCUGUCGUCACCACUGUUCUUCACCUAUUUCGUAUGUCGUUGCGCGAGUUAAAGGUCACCAUAUUAACCGAAACUUACACUGUCUGCUCCAAUGUCAGAGGAGCACAACCAGAGUACAUGUUUCAUGGGACGAAAUGUUCUAACGUCUUCCUUGUUCCUUUGCAAAUCGAGACGGAGAAGCUUUACAAUAUCUACAUGUACAGAG